AUGGAAACACUCUUCCCAUUCAGACAAAAUGUCAGCGUUGCCUAUCGACUUCCUCCAGUAUCAAGUCUCGUAUAUCGAAAGGAUGAAGUCGUUAUUGCUAGUGCAAGUAGGACUCCUAUGGGCAGCUUUCGUAGUUUAUUAGCAUCUAUACCUGCUACUAAACUCGGUUCUAUCGCUAUUGCCAAUGCAAUCAAUCAGGCAGGCAUCCUUAACGAUGAUGUCAAGGAAGUCUACAUGGGUAAUGUCUGUCAAGCUGGAUUAGGACAAGCACCCGCAAGACAAGCUGCUCUAGGGGCAGGUCUUUCGGAAUCUACCCCUUGCUGCACCAUCAAUAAGGUUUGCGCCUCAGGUAUGAAAUCAAUCAUGAUGGCUACUCAAAAUCUAGCUGUUGGAGAUCAGGAUGUCAUGGUUGCGGGAGGCAUGGAAAGUAUGUCUCAGGUACCAUUUCUGGUUGGCCGCGAUGCUCCAAAUUAUGGCGGAGCUAUGAUGGUGGAUGCUGUAGUUCAUGAUGGCCUUAUUGACGUUUACAACAAAAUUCACAUGGGUGUUUGUGCUGAAAAUUCUGCUAGCAAAUAUGGUAUAAGUCGUGAAGAACAAGACAAUUACGCAAUUGAAUCUUACAAGCGAAGUGCUGCUGCCACAGAAAGUGGGAAAUUUGCAUCAGAAAUCACCCCAGUAGCUGUAUCUAAACGUGGACGUCCGGAUACUGUUGUAUCAGAAGAUGAAGAAUUUCGUAAAGUUAACUUUGAAAAGUUCACAUCCUUAAAAACCGUUUUCAAGAAGGAAAACGGAACCAUCACCGCAGCGAAUGCUAGCACCCUUAACGAUGGUGCAGCUGCUCUCGUCCUAAUGACCAGGGAAGCUGCAGACAGAUUGAAAGUAAAGCCUCUUGCUCGUAUACUUGGAUACGCUGAUGCAGCUCACGCUCCAAUCGACUUCCCAACUGCCCCAGCACCAGCCAUGGAACUCGCAAUGAGAAAGACCGGUACAACGAAGGAUGAUUUUGAAAUGAUCGAAAUCAAUGAAGCUUUCAGUGCUGUUGUAUUAGCCAACAUAAAAUUAUUAGGUUUGGACCCCUCCAAGGUAAACAUUGACGGAGGCGCGGUUUCCUUAGGCCACCCAAUUGGGAUGUCUGGUGCUAGAAUCGUUGGUCACCUUGCUCAUCGAUUGACGCCUGGAAGUAAGGGUAUGGCCUCAAUCUGCAACGGUGGUGGUGGUGCUUCCGCUAUUAUUAUUGAACGUUUAUAA
Messenger RNA from Trichoplax adhaerens, 1248 nucleotides. RefSeq lists its product as uncharacterized. Bases 1 to 1248 code for a protein of 415 amino acids. The transcript is spliced from 14 exons. The record is from RefSeq and is a predicted model, not a curated record. Gene Ontology annotation, molecular function: acetyl-CoA C-acetyltransferase activity. Lineage: Eukaryota; Metazoa; Placozoa; Uniplacotomia; Trichoplacea; Trichoplacidae. Gene Ontology annotation, biological process: fatty acid beta-oxidation.